Trichoderma gamsii is the source of this 11895-nucleotide messenger RNA. Its product is annotated as beta-ketoacyl synthase domain-containing protein. Bases 1 to 11895 code for a protein of 3964 amino acids. The record is from RefSeq and is a predicted model, not a curated record. Gene Ontology annotation, molecular function: phosphopantetheine binding; 3-oxoacyl-[acyl-carrier-protein] synthase activity; fatty acid synthase activity. Lineage: Eukaryota; Fungi; Ascomycota; Sordariomycetes; Hypocreales; Hypocreaceae. The transcript has 4 exons. Gene Ontology annotation, biological process: secondary metabolite biosynthetic process; fatty acid biosynthetic process.
AUGGCUCUGCCAACAUUCAAGACUGAGCCCAUUGCUAUUGUUGGAAGCAGUUGUCGCUUUCCCGGUGGUGCUAAUUCGCCAUCUAAGCUAUGGCAACUUUUGAAGAACCCCAAGGAUGUGUUGGUGAAGAUACCUCCUAGUCGGUUCAAUCCAGAUGGGUUUUAUAAUACGAAUGGAGAACACCACGGGAGUACAAAUGUAUUGCACUCAUAUCUCCUAGAAGAGGAUCAUAGAGAGUUUGAUCAUAAUUUCUUCAAUAUCCACCCCAAAGAGGCAGAGUCCAUGGACCCACAGCAACGAAUGCUGUUGGAGACAGUAUAUGAAUGUGUUGAAGCUGCGGGAUACUCCAUUCAGGGACUGAAGGGCUCUCAAACGGCCAUUUUUGUAGGCCAGAUGACGCAAGACUACUCAGAUCUUAUGCUGCGUGAUGUGGAUAGCGCGCCCCAGUACGCUGCUACGGGGAUUUCAAGAGCCAUCCUUUCCAAUCGAGUCUCGUACUUUUUCGACUGGAAAGGCCCAUCAUCCACGAUAGAUACAGCUUGCUCAUCAAGUUUAGUAGCUUUGCAUCACGCUGUGCAAACACUGCGAAGUGGAGAGUCAUCACUGGCUGUGGCAGCCGGCGUGAAUCUGAUCCUUGGCCCAGAUCCAUACAUUCUUGAGUCCAAGCUUCACAUGCUAUCCCCAACGGGCAGAUCACGCAUGUGGGAUGCCGAUGCCGAUGGCUACGCCCGUGGCGAAGGGUUUGCAUCGAUCCUCUUAAAAACUCUUAGCCAAGCCAUUAAAGACGGUGAUCAUAUCGAAUGUUUGAUCCGGGAAACGGGCGUCAACCAAGAUGGACGUACAUCAGGCAUUACGAUGCCCAGCUCAAUAUCCCAGACAGCUUUAAUCAAGUCCACUUAUACGAGAGCAGGCCUUGACUUUAACAAAAAGACAGAUCGCUGUCAAUAUUUCGAGGCGCACGGUACAGGAACCAUGGCCGGAGAUCCAAUUGAAGCAAGGGCUGUCCGAGAUGCUUUCUUUGGUGCGGAUGAAGAAGAAGACAGUGCCAAUGCAGCUGAAUUAGAUGAACCUCUUUACGUUGGAUCUGUCAAAACAGUCAUUGGCCAUUUGGAGGGCACGGCAGGAUUGGCAGGAUUGUUGAAAGCUUCACUUGCCGUUCAGCACGGCGUUAUCCCGCCUAACAUGCUCUUCAACAAGCUCAACCCAGCAAUCUCCCCGUUUUAUACUCAUCUUUGCGUACCAACCCAGGCCAAGCCAUGGCCUAAACUGCCCCCCGGAGUUCCAAGGCGUGCCAGUGUCAAUAGUUUUGGCUUUGGAGGCACCAACGCGCAUGCAAUUCUAGAGCAUUGGCCAUCAAGGGGGUAUGAUAGAGCCCUUCAGAUCCCUUGUGGCCCGUUCACUCUGUCGGCCAAUACAGAAAAGGCUGUGAGGGCCAGAGCGCAAACUCUUUCCGCGGCAUUAGAAUCUGGGCAGGUAACAGAUCUCUCGGAUAUGGCAUGGACGCUGCAGACUCGUCGCACGCAGUUUCCGCAUAGAAUAUAUAUCUCAGCAUCUAACCAAGAAGAGCUUGUGAAGAAGCUAAAUGACGUGGCAAGCCAAUCAGCUUCCACAACUACCAGGGCGAUUCAUGUGACUGAGGAUCUCCCAGCAAGAAUUCUUGGAGUAUACACUGGCCAAGGUGCGCAGUGGCCCUCUAUGGGUCGACGUCUCUAUGAGAAGUCAAAGAGGUUCAAGCAGACAAUUGAUGAUCUUGAAAAAGCACUCAGCAAUCUGGCUAUUCCGCCCUCUUGGUCAUUAUCUGGCGAGCUGGUUGCAUCAGCUGAAGACUCUCGAAUACAUGAAGCUGCCAUUUCGCAACCGCUUUGCACUGCUAUUCAAAUCGCGCUGGUCGACUUGCUUUAUGCCUCUGGAAUUACGUUCAGCGCUGUUGUGGGACACUCGUCUGGAGAAAUCAGUGCGGCCUACGCUGCUGGACAUCUCAAGGCUGCAGAUGCGGUGGCCAUCGCGUAUUAUCGCGGAGUAUUUGCCCAUCUUGCCGGCGGACCAGAUGGACGGAAAGGAAAGAUGAUGGCAGUUGGGAUGAGUUUUGACCAAGCUCUUUUCUUCUGCAAAGAAGCACAGUUUGCAGGCAGGAUCCAGGUAGCCGCAAGCAACUCUCGAUCCAGCGUGACCUUAUCUGGAGAUGAAGACGCCAUUGAAGAGGCCAAGCAAGUCCUGGAUGAGCAGCAAACUUUUGCAAGAGUGCUGAAAGUGGAAAAGGCGUACCACUCACAUCAUAUGCAACGCUGCGCACAGCAUUACCUCGAAUCGCUCCAGAAGCUUGACAUUCAAAUUCGAGCCGAUCAAUUAAAGUGUAAGUGGUAUUCAAGUGUUUAUGGUUCAAAUGGUCGCAGCAUUGAGGAUACCGAUGCUUAUAAAGCCUCAUAUUGGGUUGACAAUAUGGUUAAGCCGGUGCUGUUUUCCCAAGCCAUCGACAGAGCCGUGGUCGAGGAGCAUUGCCACGAUAUUGUGAUGGAAGUAGGGCCGCAUCCUGCAUUGAAGGCGCCGGUGUUGGAGACACUUAAGAACUUGACAGGCUUGGAUUUACCAUAUUCGGGCGUUCUUAAACGUGGCCAAGAUGAUAUGGAAUCGUUUUCAGAUGCUCUGGGCUUUAUCUGGUCAAAUUUCCAUACACCAACUCCCAUUGUUGACUUUGCCGGAUUUAGGAGAGCCUGCCUUGGAGAUGAGGCAGGAGAAAGUAUAACCCUAAAAGGCAUUCCACCCUAUCCUUGGGAUCAUGACACCAAGCUGUGGAAAGAAUCUCGCAAGUCUCGCAACUAUCGCUCCCGCAAGAACCCCAUGCACGAGCUUUUGGGCUAUGCAACCACACAUGGCAACAACAGCGAGGUGAUUUGGCGUAACGUGAUGAAAAUUAAAGAAAUGGAAUGGCUUAGGGGCCACAUAUUCCAAGGUCAAGUGCUCUUCCCUGCUGCUGGAUACGUAUCCAUGGCUUAUGAAGCGUCGAUUCGACUUGCGGCCGGUGAGACUCAAGUCCGGCUUGUCGAGCUUGAGGACCUUGUGAUUCAUCGCGCAAUCACACUCGAAGAUGAGUCGAGCGGCACCGAAGUCACUUUCACAAUUCGAGUCAAAUCUCAAACCUCAGAUCAGAUCACAGCUGAAUAUUCGUGCUACAGUUGUAAAGUGGAUGGGGGUUCAGAGCUUCCUGAUAGCACCAACUUCACAGGGCGUGCCAUCAUCCAUCUUGGAACGCCCCGUCUGGAUUCUCUGCCGUCCAGAGAAGCUCCAAAGCUGCCAAUGAAGCCUGUUAGUGUCAAUCGUCUGUAUUCCUACAUGGAAGAGGUUGGCCUGCGUUACACUGGCGAAUUUGUGGUUGAAGGUGUAGAGAGAAGGCUCAACACAUCUACGGUCAAACUACAGCGCUUGGAUAAUUCUAAAACAAAAUUGCAUCCUGCCACUCUCGAUGCUGCGUUUCACGGGAUCUUCACUGCGCUGGCAUUUCCUGGAGAUGGCCAACUAUGGACUCCAUAUCUGCCAACUAACAUACGUCGCGUCCGUAUCAAUCCCGCAGCACUGGAUGCCCCUGUAUCCUCAAGCGACAUAUCAGAUCUAGUUGCAGACUGCUACCUCACAAACGCUAAUUCGAAAACGAUUUGCGGCGACGUAAAUGUCUCGUCGUCGACUACUGGAAUCACACAAAUCCAGCUGCAGUCUCUGACAUGUUCGUCAUUCACAAAGGCAACUCCACAGAAUGACCGCAAGCUGUUUGCAAAGACAGUUUGGAUGAGAGACAUUAGCAGUGGUAUCGAACCUGAUAAAGUCCAGUAUUUGAGCGAAGAAGAAGUCGAUUAUGGAGACAUUUGCGAGCGUCUUGCAUACUUUUAUCUGAGGAAGCUUCGCAAAGAAAUCUCGCCUGAAGAGAUUCCUCGCAUGGAUGAGCACUUUCAGAUUCAGAUUGACUGGAUUCUCAAUUAUCUGCUUCCUAAAAUCGAGGCUGGGAACCAUCCUCGCAUUAAGAAAGAGUGGGUUACUGACACCGAAGAAGAUGCGCAUAAAUGGAUGGCAAAGUAUUCUGGAAAGGUAGAGCUGCAGAUGAUAUCGGCCUUGGGCGAGGUUCAGCCUUCGAUCUUGCGUGGACAACUACCUGCGCUGCAAGUCAUGAUGCAAAAAGAUAUGCUCACUCGGCUGUACGCUGAAGCAGUUCCCUUUCGACAGACGUAUAGCCAUCUCAUCACGGUGACCAGUCAGUUGGCUCACCGUUAUCCGCGAAUGAGGGUAUUAGAGAUUGGUGCUGGUACUGGUGGUGCGAGUAUACAUAUGCUCAAAGGUCUCGCUGGCCAUUGCCAUUCUUAUACAUAUACUGAUAUUUCUGCCGGUUUCUUCGAAGCUGCUCAAGAACGUUUUCGAGAGUACUCGUCCCUCAUGGAGUGGGCAGUUCUGGACAUUGAACGCGAUCCAUGUGAGCAAGGAUUCGAGAAGCACUCGUUUGAUGUCAUUAUGUCCUCAAAUGCCCUACACGCUACGAAGUCUUUGGCCCAGACACUGACACAUUGCCGAGCUCUGUUGAAGCCCGGAGGUUUUAUGAUCCUUAAUGAAGUCACGAAUGACGGCGUUCUGCCGCAAUUCAUCUCAUCUCAUUUACCGGGUUGGUGGCUUGGACGCGGAGAUGGGAGACUGUACCAUCCUACUGUUGACGAAUCGCGCUGGCACCAAGAGCUGUUAGCUACUGGAUUCUCUAGUGUGGACGCUGCAUACAGAGAUUAUCAUGAUCCCAAGAGAUAUCUAGCGUCUCUCAUCGUGAGUCAAGCAGUUGACGAUCGCAUCAGCCUGUUACGCAGCCCCCUGUCCUCAAAGGAGAACAUUCCACGAGUAAAACAUUUAUUUAUUGUAGGAGGCGAGUCAGACGAAGUUCAAAAUUUGGUACGGAAAGUUGAGCCUCUUUUCCGGCACAUCGCAUUGACGGUGACUCUUGUUACGACUCUCGAGGAAGUUGGAGAAGUUAUACCUGGAUCAGCCGUGCUUAUUCUUUCUGAGCUGGAUAAACCAACAUUUGAACAAAUUACUCCUCAAAAAUUUCGUGGCAUACAGCUAAUUCUCCAAGAUGCCAAAUAUGUCUUGUGGGUAACUCAGAAAUGCCGUGACGAUAAUCCAAUGUCAAAUAUGGUUGUUGGCCUUGGAAGAUCAGUCUUGCACGAGUUACCGGAUCUUCGGCUUCAGUUUCUGGAUAUCAACGCUGCCCAAGCAGGUGCUGUGGAGCCUUCGCUAUUUGUCGAGACGAUGCUGCGUACGAUCUGCUUGGAUUCUCCAGAAUUCGACGGGAUUCUCUGGCAUGAGGAGUGGGAGUUAUCCAUUAAUGGAGACGGGCUUUAUAUCCCAAGGAUUGUUCCUGUUGAGCACAUGAAUGACCGAUUAAACUCUACCAGGAGAGACAUCGUCAGCCCUGUUUCUCUUGGAGAGGUAUGUAUUGAGCUUGGAAGGUCGAAUGGCUCUCGAUCCUUGCAGCAGGUCCGAAGUAAAAUGGAGGCAACCACAUCGACCGAUACAGUACAAAUUCGAGUCCAUUAUUCAUCUCUCUUGCCUAUUCAGACCAGAGAUAACCUUCUUUUACACUUGUGUAUCGGAUCUAUUGGCCAAAGCAGCCAAAUGGCACUUGUGUUCUCUCCCCAUGCCCGAUCAAUUGUGGACGUGCCCAAAGUAGAAGUACUGCUUCUCCAGCAGCAGUUUGCUACCUCGUCAGAUGCCGAAAGACUCAUGGCGACCAUAAUUGCGGAGAGUAUCGUACAAAGCAGCCGAGGAAAUAUUUGGAUCCACGACUCCGAUAUACCACUUGCUAAAGUUAUCUCUACAGUCGCUGGAAUGCGAGGGCUUGAUGUGUUCUUCAGUACAUCAUCCGAAGCGAACUCGCAGUCGAAUUUCGACCAAGCUUUUAUCCAUCCAUAUGCGACAGAAAGAGAUGCACGAAAUAUUAUUCCAGCGGAUAUCCAAUCAUUUGUGAACUUGGGGAAGUUCAACAGCGUGCUCCAUCGCAUCGUGUUGUCUUCUCAGCGCAUUAAUCAGCUGGCUAUUUAUGACGAACACUCUAUACAUGGUAGAUUCACCAAGAAAGACAUGGCGGAUAUUGCGAUUCGGCAUAUCUUGUCUCUUUCGGAUGAUCUUGGGCAUCACCAAAGCGCUAUUCCUUUGGAUCAAGUUAUGGAUAUGCCAUCUCUGCCCGAGACUCCCACUGCAAUGAUUAGCUGGCACAGCUCAGACAGUAUGGAUUUGAAGAUCAAUCCUGUUGAUCCCAACGACCUAUUCUCAGCAAAUAAGACAUAUCUUCUUGUGGGACUAGCCUCUGAGCUCGGGCUGUCUCUUUGUGAUUGGAUGGUCACACACGGAGCACGCAACAUCGUGGUGACAAGCAGAAAUCCUGGCAGAGUGGACGCAGAAGUGUUGAAGCACUUGAGGCGCAAGGGCGCUAAGAUCAAUAUCUUUGCCCUCGACAUAUCGGACAAAGAAGAGCUACUCAAGAUCUAUAAGGAAGUAUGCGACACAAUGCCACCUAUCGCCGGUGUUGCUAACGCUGCGAUGGUGUUGAAUGAUAAGCUGUUUAACAACAUGACCUUGGCCGAUUUCGAGGUGGCACUCAAGCCCAAGGUGACGGGAACUCAGAAUUUAGAUGAUAUUUUCUAUUCUACGCCGCUUGACUUCUUUAUCUGCUUCUCGUCACUCACAUGCGUGAUGGGCAAUGGAGGUCAAUCCAACUAUGCCGCUGCAAAUAUGUAUAUGCACUCGCUUGUACGCCAAAGAAAGAAGAGAGGCGUUUCCGCUUCAAUCAUUGACAUCGCAUUCUUGCUUGGUGUGGGCUUCGUCGCGCGCAAUCUUGAGCAAUACGAAGAUCAUCUGAAGAAGGUCGGGUAUAUGAGAAUGUCAGAGCCUGAAUUUCACACAGUCUUUGCCGAGGCUAUUGUGGCUGGAAAAUCUACUUCUGAUGAGGAUCCAGAGAUCAUCAUUGGUAUUGGCCAGGCACCAAAUGCGCCUUGGUAUACUAAUCCGCGUUUCGCUACCUAUGUCCCGCAUGAAAAUACUACAGAAAACUCUGAUCGUGAGCAAGUACAGUCUUCUGAUAGUGUCCAAGGGAGACUGGCGGCUGCUGGAAGUGGAAAAGAUGCUUUGACUGUCUUGCAGAUCGUUUGCGCCGAGAAAUUGGCCAUGAUUCUUCAAGUUCACUCCGAUUCAAUUGAUCAUGCGGCACCUCUACUCAAGCUGGGAAUUGACUCUCUGGUAGCAGUCGAAAUAAGAUCAUGGUUCCUGAAAGAAGUCAAUGUUGAUAUGCCGGUUCUCAAGAUCCUGAGCGGAGCUUCGCUGGCCGACAUUUGUCAAGAUGCUUUGGUGAUGCUUCCGCCAACUUUGGUCUCGUCAGCCAAUGAAGACUUGAUUUCUUCUAAUGUUGCGCCUAAGGCCCAAAAUCAUCAAGCUCCGACUGUUGCAGCAACCUCAAAGGAAACUCAGUUGUCUAUACCACCAACCACGGUAGCCUCCAACUCUGAUCGAGAGGGGGACUCAAGCACUGAGCUGUCAACGGUAUCCCCUAAACCUUCCUCAGUUUCAGAAGAAACGUUUGAAGAUCGCUCAUAUGUGCGAAUGGGAGAAAUGACUCCUGGUCAAAGCCGUCUGUACUUUCUUCAUGUGUAUUUGGAAGACAAGACAACGUAUAACGUGACCAUGUCUGGCAAGCUAUCUGGUCCACUCAAUAUUGACAACUUUAGCAACGCACUUGACGCUCUUUCUGAGAAACACGAAGGUCUCCGAACUUCCUUUUACUUGGAUAGUGCCAGCGGAAAAGCCAUGCAAGGGGUGAACAGGAGAUCAAGCAUCAUUUUGGAACAUGCUAACAUCCCUGGUGACUCAAGUGUCAAGAUACAGGAAUCUCUUGAUGAUAUGAAGCGCUUCAAGUUUGACCUGAACCGCGGUAAAUGGAUGAAGAUCAGAAUUCUUUCUUUAUCUCCAAGCGAUCAUCGCAUCAUCUUCACGUUUCAUCACAUUGCACUUGAUGGCGUUGGUUGGAGCAUAUUUCUCAAAGAUUUAAACGAUGCCUACGCAGGCAAAGGAGUCAGAACCCCGAGGCAGCAAGCAAUCGAUCUUUCUCAAAAGAUGCAACGAGAGGCCGCAAGUGGAACCCUUGCAGAAGAUUUACAAUUUUGGAAGGACACAUAUGAUAGCAUUCCGGAGCCAAUGCCCCUAUUUCCAACCUCCAAGGUCCAACAUCGACAGCUGCUCAAGAGUUACGAUACGGAGACUUUGGACCUCAUUCUACAGAGGCCACUUGUUCACCAGAUCAAGCAAGCAAGUGCGGAUCUUCAGCUGACGUCCUUUCACUUCUAUCUCUCUGCCAUAGCUGCGUUCGUCUCUAAAUGCCUAAAUAUCGGCGAUUUCGCUGUUGGUAUACUGGACGCAAACCGAACUAGUGCUGCGGAUAUGACUACAAUUGGAUACUUUACCAAUUUGCUGCCGCUACACUUUAAGACGAAUGCUAGCGAAAGCUUUGCAGAUCUUGCCGUCCGAACCAGAGAUAUCACGUUGGCCGCCCUAAGCCAUUCGCGAGUUGAUUUUGACCAGAUUCUUGACACACUGAAUAUUUUUAGAUCUGGAGACCAGAAUCCUCUAUUCCAGAUCGCCGUGAAUUACCGGUUAGGAGGUUCAAGGACUAUGCCGCUGGGAGAAUGCGAGAUCCAGUGGACCUCAACACAUGAUGCGCGAAAUCCCUAUGAUCUUAUUAUAGACAUCUCAGAGAUUGCAGAGGGCACAAUCAUCUCAUUCACAACCCAAAGCUACCUCUACAGCACUUGUGACACAGAUAUGCUCCUCAAGUGGUACACUCAUACCCUCAAGGAAUUUGCUGCCGAUACGUCGAAAUUGGCAUUGGACUGUACUCUUGCUCCUAGCACGGAUAUUCAGCGCGCAAUCUCAGUAGGCCGUGGUAGUCGCAUUGAUAUAGAGUGGGACGCUCCAACACUGGCUCAUAGAAUCAUAGAGAUGGCAGAAACAAGUCCGACUUCUAUGGCGAUCAAGGAUGGAUAUAGUCGACAACUGACUUACUCUAAUAUGAUGCGCCGCGUGCAGCAGUUUGCCGAACACCUUAGUAACUUGUCUCCAGGAUCAUACGUUGGAGUCCUUCUGGAACCUGCGGCCGAUACUAUCUGUUCCUUGGUAGCUAUCAUGAUUCUUGGUUUGGUGUAUGUGCCACUUGACCUGCGAAACCCGGAAGGGCGUCUGGCUGCAAUCAUCGCAGAUUGCAAACAUGCCGCCAUAAUUUGCCAAAAUGAGACGCUCGGGUUGGCACAAAAACUUACCCUAACAGUUGGGAAUACUCUGAUUACUUUGCUAAACACGUCAGAUGUCCCAACAGCGACAACAAGAGGCAACUCUCCGACCCAUUGCCUUGCUCAACCUCAUGCCCCUGGCUUUGCCAUAUAUACCAGUGGCUCAACUGGCACGCCCAAGGGAGUCUUGCUCACCCAUCAUUGCGUUUUAAAUCAGAUUUGGGGAAUUUCCAAGAUGUUUGAGAUUAAAAAGGAGAAUGUGCUCCAGCAAAGUUCUUUUGGGUUUGAUCUCUCCUUGGAACAAGUAUUCAUUGCCUUGGCAAAUGGCGGUACUCUUAUUGUGGCUUCCAAGGAAGCUAGAGGCAACGCGCUGGAGAUUGCAAAUCUCAUACUCUCAGAAAACAUCACAUACACUGUAUUUGUUCCUUCCGAGUAUUUGCAUCUUCUGCAUUAUACUUCCAAUAUCCUCAAAGCGUGCUCAUCUUGGAAAUUCGCAUUCUCUGGAGGUGAAAAGGUUACGGCUCAGCUACGUCGAGGGUUCAAAAAGUUGGAUCUUCCAAAUCUGCGUCUCAUCAAUCUCUAUGGACCCGCAGAAGCCAGUCUCUCUUGUACACGAUAUGAGAUUCCAUACAGGACGGAUAAGACAACGACAGCGAGUCCAGCUGGCUUUGUAAUGCCCAACUAUACGGUCAUUGUGGUUGAUCAAAUUGGAAGCCCGCUACCUUUUGGCUUCCCCGGAGAGAUUUGCAUUGCAGGUGCCGGCAACUCAAUUGGAUACGUCAACCAGCCUCAGGAGACAGCAUCAAAAUUCACUCCAGAUCGUGUUUCUCCUGUAGAAGACAUCAACCGGGGAUGGAACACUCUCUAUCACACGGGGGACAAGGGCCGAAUGCUAGACAAUGGCCUUUUGGAGUUUAUUGGGCGGCUAGACGGAGACUCGCAGGUCAAAAUCCGCGGCAUGCGCAUUGAAAUGGAUGAAAUAGCCAAGACUAUAGUGGAUGCUUCACAAGGAGUUGUUGACGAUGCUUCCGUGUCUCUUCGUGGUUCGGAUCUGCUUGUCGCAUAUGUUGUGUUCUCAGACGGCUUCGCGGGAGAUACAAACUUGGCCGUGGAGAGAAUUCGGAACGAUCUGCCGUUACCGUCUUACAUGUGUCCAGCACAUAUCAUUGCUAUUGAUGAAAUACCAAGGAACCCCAAUGGCAAAAAGGACAAAUCUAAGAUUGAUGCUCUUCCAAUUCCGGAUGCACUGGAAGUCAAAACGCAAACAGGAGACCUCAGCGAUUUCGAGAAAGCGGUAGUUGCCGUCUGGCGAGACGUUCUUCCCAAUACAAUGAAGCUUUCACAGUUCGGUUCAGAAACCAACUUCUUCUUUGUUGGUGGAAACUCACUUCUACUAUUGAAGCUUCAAGCAGAGUUGGAGAUGGCAUUCGGCCGCAAUUUAACACUCUCGGAAUUAUUCCAAGCGAGCACAAUUCGCGAAAUGGCUGCAAAAAUACAGGCCGUUUCCGAUAAGCCUCUUCGUCAGCAUAUUGACUGGAACAAGGAAAUCCGAUCCUUAUGUGAUGGCUUAUCACGCAGCGCUUUCACCAAGCCUGUGAAUGUUUCAUCAUCUAAGUCAGGGCUCUCCGUCGUCCUCACUGGCGCUACUGGAUUUUUAGGGCGAAACAUCCUCAAGUGUCUUGUCAAUGAUGAUCGAGUCAGCGAGGUUCAUUGCAUUGCCAUCCGACCAGAUGUCAAUGGGCUGCCACGGCAUGUAGACGUAUCUAGCCCCAAAAUUAUUGAAUACAGUGGUGAUCUUGCCGAUCACGACUUGGGCCUAUCGCCAGAACAGCUUGAAAGCAUCGCAUCUCGUGCCAAUGUCAUAGUUCACAAUGGCGCAGACGUUUCGUUCAUGAAAACAUAUCAGUCGCUGCGACGCUCCAAUGUCCUGUCAACACGACGCUUGGCCGAAAUUGCAGCUGCGGUAUCGAUCCCGUUCCACUUCGUAUCAACAGCUUCUGUUGCACACUUGUAUCCAGGGGAACAUUUAUCUGAAGUUCCUCUUGAAGCCCAAGCUGAUCUACCGGCCGAUGGCCAGCAAGGAUACGCGAUAUCGAAGUGGGUUAGCGAGGCACUUUUGGAGUAUCUCGCAGACAACCACGAUCUCCAAAGCUGUGUGCAUCGACCUACCAGCAUUAUCGGAGAUGGCGCGCCCGACACAGAUAUCAUUGCUUCACUACAUACCUAUUCUGAGAUUCUUGGUUCAGUGCCCAAACUAUCAGGAGUCAUUACUGGAAAUUUGGAUUUUGUGGACGUUCAAAAUGUGGCAAAGGAAAUUGCUACUCAAGCUCUCGCGUCAACAAGUGCGAAUCAAAUGGACCCAUCGCCAAAGACUUUUUACAUCAAUCAUUGUAACGAAGAGAAAGUGUCCAUUCCAAAUCUGAAGGAAUAUAUGGAGAAGGCCAAAGGAAAGCUGUUUAGCGAGCUAGAGUUGAAUGAUUGGUUGCAAAAAGCGCGCGAGGCUGGGCUUAAUGAGCUGAUUUGUGUGUAUUUGAAGAAUAUGGUUGACAAGAAGGAGCCUCUGUAUCUACCAUCGCUUGUAAAAGGCAAGGUUUGA